AUGGAGAAAAUACUUGAGUCAACAGAAGAGUUCGACGUAGACCUUUUUGACAGCAUAAUCCAGGCAUUUUACAACCCAAUGGACAAAAACCACAAAAGAGCCGAAAGCGUGCUUCUCCAGUUCAGAGAGCAUCCGGACAGCUGGGCGCGCACCGCGCCAAUUAUAAGCGAAAGCAAGGACCAUCGCUCCAAGGUCUUUGCAGUGCAGGCCUUGGAGAGGGCGGUCAAGAUCCGGUGGAGCAUGCUGACAGAGGAGCAGCAGAAAGGAGCAAGAGAGUACGUGGUCGACCGGAUUCUGGAAUAUUCCAUGCAGACGUCCCCGGAGGGGAAGGUGCUUGUGAAGCAGUUCAACCAGGUGCUAAUAGAGGUCAUCAAAAGGGAGUGGCCCGAGAAGUGGCCGACUCUUGUGGGCGACCUGAUGGACGCAAGCAAGGGAGACUGCGGGGUGUGUGCGAACAGCUUCAACCUGCUCGCGCACCUGUCCGACUCCAUCUUCAACUUCAACGAGUCCAUGAUCAGCGAGAGAGUGGACGCGCUGCAGAGCCAGAUGAGAAACGAGUUUCCUGCGCUGUACGAGAUGGUGCUAAACGUGCUGGACAAGGUCAGUACUGGAGAGGCGUCGGUGCCGAACGACCUGAUUGUUGCCAGCCUGAACCUGGUUGUGAUUCUUGUUCCGCACCUGCCGCCGCCGUAUCUGUUUGGAUCUCCCCUCGUGGACGUGAUUUCGCGGUACGUGGAGACGGAAUUUGUGGUGCAGGCAAUUCAGGUGCUGCGCGGCGUUUUGGCGCGCAGAGAGGACGCAGACGACCCGGAGGAGUUUUUAUCCGCGCUGAAGCGGUCUUUCGUGACUGUUGGGGCAUUUUUUGAAAAAUACUGCCAGAUGUUCAACGACACGCACAGCGGCGGGUUCAAGGAGCACUACGCGUCUUUCCUGCAGAAGGACGUGAACUUGGUUCGCGAGCUUGUGCUGUUCUACGGGCUUGUGUACAAGCAUGCAAAGGAGCUGGAAAAAGCCGCGUGCAACACAAUGAUCCCGCUGGAGCUGAUGCUGGAGAUAUCAAAGGUGACGUGCUUUGAGCUGUUCCGGCUGUGCCUGGAGUUCUGGUCCAUGUUCAUAAAAGAGCUUCUGCUGGAGUUUCCGUUUGUGCCUGCGCCCAGCAAAACGCCUGCAGGCCUCAGGCGGUCGUACUACAUGGAGAUCAUGGGCGCGCUGGUGCCUGUUCUGGUGGCGCAGAUGCAGAGGCCCCAGGAGGUCAUCAUCACCGAAAACGAGGACGGGGAGAUUGUUUUGGAGAAGCUUGCAGACACAGAAAGCAUUCAGCACCACAAGGACAUGAACGAGCUGCUGUACAACAUAUCUGCAAUGACUGUGGGCGGGCUCGGGCCGUACUUCUGCAGCGAAAUAAACAAGCUGCGCGCAGGGAAGUGGACCAGAGACAGGCUGAACAAGGUGUGCUGGGCGGCCGGCAGCAUCGCAGGGACUUCUUCUGCAGUUGGCGAGAAGGAGUUUUUGACGCAAAGCAUCCAGGCGCUUCUGUCCAUGUGCGAAGAGGCCGUCCAGGAGGGAGACAGGGCUGUGGUUGCGUCCUGCCUCAUGUACAUUCUGGUCAGAAACCCCGCGUACCUUAAAACAUACCCGCUGCUGCUGGAGGCAAUCUGCAACAAGAUGGUCCAGUUUAUACUCGACGUGGACCUGGUGGGGGUUUCGGAGAUGGCGUGCGACACGCUUCUGAAGAUCAUGUCCUCGUGUGCGGACGUCCUCAGAAACCCGCUUGCCGCAGGAAAGGACCAGUACAUCACGGAAGUAAUCCCAAACAUCCCGAAGCUUCUCCGCGUUCUGAAGCCGUACCUCGCAGAAGUUCUGUACGAGGCGCUUUCGCACCUGGCGGUCGACCACAUAGGCGACCUCCUGCAGUACCCCACAAUGUGCAUAUACACGCCCAUGCUGGACACGCCAGAGGCUGUGCAGAGAAUGGUGCAGGCUGUCCGCCUGAUCAAGGUUGUGUGCAGCGUGGACAUUUGCGAGGAGUUCGCCCGGGAGAGAGAGGAGGUUGUCGGGAAAACACUCGCGCAGCUGCACCUGGUGUACAACAACCUGGCAGGGCAUGCAAGCAGCGGAUCUCUUUUGCUGGACAAGGCCAUUAUGAUUCUUCGAAAGGACUUUCUGUCGCUGUUCUGUACAAUCUGCAGAAAGUUUUCGAUCCGGUUUAUCAUGGGAGACUUCCUGGGCGUGUGCAGCCGUGUGAUUAUGCAGCCAGACAGCGCGUCAAGCGGGUGGAGCGUGGAAAGGCUCAAUCUUCUGGCCGAGCUUUGCGGAAGAACAGUUGAAGGCGUGGCCCCCCUGGUGGACUCAGUCGCAAGCUGUGUGGCGCAGGAGGUGUUCUCGGCGCCGGAGGAGAAGGAGGAGGAGCUGAAAGCGUUCUACAGAAUGAUCUGCUCCUCGGUCCGAACAAACCCAGACGUAAGAAACCUGCAGAUAAUCGAGUGGCUGGCGGUUGGCGUCGGCAACACAAACCGAGAGGUCUACGAGGGGUGCAUCGAAGCGCUGUGCAAGGUCAUUGAGAGAACGUCGAUCGACAUCAUACGGGAGGGCUUCCUGGGGCUGCUUGAGUGCAUCCUGGGAACAGCCUUGGACAAGGACCACGAGGGCGGAAUCAACGCGCUGCUGGUCUCGCUGUCUCUGCUGCUCCAGUACAGCAUAUGUGGCAAGUGUCCGGUGCAGGCCCAGGUCACGGAGGUCUUUGUGGCGAAGCUGCACGGCAUUUUCCCACACAUCAGCCAAAAGGACAUCGAAGAGUUUAUUUCGCGGUGCUACCGGGACGUAAACUCGCACCAGGGGCUGCUCACGAACAUAAACGACUUCCGGGUAAAAAUCAAAACCGUAUAG
Messenger RNA from Nematocida major, 2886 nucleotides. RefSeq names its product exportin-1. The coding region runs from base 1 to 2886 and encodes 961 amino acids. The record is from RefSeq and is a predicted model, not a curated record. The transcript has a single exon. Lineage: Eukaryota; Fungi; Microsporidia. Gene Ontology annotation, molecular function: small GTPase binding; nuclear export signal receptor activity. Gene Ontology annotation, biological process: ribosomal large subunit export from nucleus; ribosomal small subunit export from nucleus; protein export from nucleus. Gene Ontology annotation, cellular component: nucleus; cytoplasm.